GAUUUCGGUGAGUUGCAGUUGGCAGCGUUGGUCACUGAUCGGUGUCAGACACUUGAUUCGGGUUCUGGUGGGUUGGGUUAUUUCAUUUUGACGUGGUGGAUUUGUUGAGCAAAACUUCUACGUUCCUGGUAUUUCAAGUUACAGAAUGACAGAUUCCAAGUAUUUCACCACAACGAAAAAGGGGGAGAUCUUCGAAUUGAAAUCAGAGCUCAAUAAUGACAAAAAGGAGAAGAAAAGAGAAGCGGUUAAAAAGGUUAUUGCAUCAAUGACUGUUGGUAAAGAUGUGUCAGCUCUAUUUCCUGAUGUUGUGAAUUGUAUGCAAACUGACAAUUUAGAAUUGAAGAAGCUUGUUUAUUUGUAUCUUAUGAAUUAUGCCAAAAGUCAACCAGAUAUGGCCAUAAUGGCUGUUAACACAUUUGUUAAGGAUUGUGAGGAUCCCAACCCUCUAAUUCGAGCACUUGCUGUUCGUACAAUGGGUUGUAUUAGGGUGGACAAAAUUACCGAAUAUUUGUGUGAGCCUCUGCGAAAAUGCUUAAAAGAUGAAGACCCUUAUGUCCGCAAAACAGCAGCAGUCUGUGUUGCAAAACUGUAUGAUAUAAAUGCUCAGCUUGUGGAAGAUCAAGGUUUCCUUGAUCAGUUAAAGGAGUUGCUGUCUGAUUCCAAUCCAAUGGUUGUAGCCAAUGCAGUAGCAGCAUUAUCAGAAAUAAAUGAAGCUAGUGCAAGUGGUUCCCCAUUAAUUGAACUCAAUGCGCAAACCAUCAAUAAACUUCUUACUGCCCUCAAUGAGUGCACUGAAUGGGGUCAAGUUUUCAUUCUUGAUAGCUUGGCAAACUACAGUCCAAAGGAUGACAGGGAAGCCCAGAGCAUAUGUGAGCGCAUCACUCCUCGUUUAGCUCAUGCCAAUGCAGCAGUUGUUCUGUCAGCUGUAAAGGUGCUGAUGAAGUUCAUGGAAAUGUUGCCAGCAGAUUCAGACUUUGUGUCAACACUCACCAAGAAGCUCGCUCCUCCACUUGUGACUCUUCUCUCAUCAGAGCCAGAGGUCCAAUAUGUUGCUCUCAGGAAUAUCAAUCUUAUUGUACAAAAGCGGCCAGAUAUAUUGAAGCAUGAAAUGAAAGUAUUUUUUGUGAAAUACAAUGAUCCAAUCUAUGUCAAACUGGAAAAAUUGGACAUCAUGAUUCGUCUUGCAUCUCAGGCUAACAUUGCUCAAGUUCUUUCAGAAUUGAAAGAGUACGCUACUGAAGUUGAUGUGGACUUUGUUCGAAAAGCUGUAAGGGCAAUCGGCCGAUGUGCCAUAAAAGUUGAGCAGUCUGCAGAGCGGUGUGUCUCCACUCUCCUGGAUCUUAUUCAAACAAAGGUGAACUACGUUGUUCAAGAGGCUAUUGUUGUGAUCAAAGAUAUUUUUAGAAAGUAUCCCAACAAAUAUGAAAGUAUAAUUUCCACACUUUGUGAGAAUCUGGACACUUUGGAUGAACCUGAAGCCAGAGCUUCUAUGAUCUGGAUAAUUGGUGAAUAUGCUGAACGAAUUGAUAAUGCUGAUGAACUUCUUGAGAGUUUCUUAGAAGGCUUUCACGAUGAAAACACACAAGUUCAAUUGCAACUUCUCACUGCAAUUGUGAAACUUUUCUUGAAGCGACCAACUGAUACUCAAGAACUUGUUCAACAGGUGUUGAGUUUAGCUACUCAGGAUUCUGAUAAUCCUGAUUUACGUGAUCGAGGUUUCAUCUAUUGGAGAUUAUUGUCCACGGAUCCAGCUGCUGCCAAGGAAGUGGUAUUAGCAGAGAAGCCACUGAUCUCUGAAGAAACAGAUUUGUUGGAGCCAACAUUGCUUGAUGAACUGAUUUGCCACAUUUCUAGUUUGGCCUCUGUGUACCACAAGCCCCCCAACGCUUUUGUGGAAGGCCGUGGUGCAGGAGUGCGGAAGAUGUUGCCAGCUAGAGCUGGGUCACAAGAAACAGUGCUUGAGCAAACUACUGCUGCUCCAACAGAGGCACCAGCAGUCAUUCCAUCCCAAGAUUCCCUCAUUGGAGACCUUCUGAGCAUGGACAUAGGGGCCCCUGCAGUUCCUACCCAGGCUGCCUCCAAUGUAUUUGCUAGUCCAGCCUCGGCAGUGGAUUUGCUUGGUGGUGGUUUGGAUAGUUUGCUGGGAGGUGAUGUGGCUGGAAGCUCUCCUGCUCCUGUCUCCCAGUCAACCACUGGGCUACUGGGGGAUAUUUUUGGCUUUGCCUCCGUCCCCACUAGUUACACUCCUCCCAAAACCAAUUGGCUCCCUGCUGAGAAGGGGAAAGGGCUGGACAUCUGGGGCACUUUCUCAAGAAAAAAUGGACAAAUUCACAUGGAUUUGACCUUUACCAAUAGGGCCAUGCAGCCUAUGGCAGGGUUUGCAAUUCAGCUGAAUAAAAACAGCUUUGGGCUGACACCAAGUUCACCACUCACUGUCAUUACUCCCCUUCCUCCUAAUGCGACACACGACUCCUCCUUGCCAUUAGCAACAACAGGUGCUGUGCAGCGCAUGGAACCUUUGAACAAUUUGCAAGUUGCCAUAAAAAACAAUAUUGAUGUCUUCUACUUUGCAUGCGUUGUUCCUAUGAAUGUGUACUUUGCUGAAGAUGGACAAAUGGAUAAGAGAGUAUUUCUUGCUACUUGGAAAGACAUUCCAGCUCAGAAUGAGGUUCAAUAUACACUGACUAAUGUUCAAUGCAAUGCUGAUGCAGUUGUGCAAAAAAUGCAACAGAACAAUGUAUUUACUAUUGCAAAACGUAAUGUUGAAGGACAAGAUAUGCUAUACCAAUCUCUCAAACUCACCAAUGGAGUGUGGGUAUUGAAUGAACUGAAAAUUCAGCCUGGAAAUCCAAAUAUUACACUAUCUCUAAAAACAAGAGUAUUGGAUGUUGCACCUGGAGUGUUCCAGUCUUAUGAUACCAUUCUUCACGCUUAAUAUAUAUUGAAGCAUGAUCAUUGAAGUAUUAAAUGGGACCCAGAUAUACUAUAAAGCAAAUGUUACUUCUGUAUAAAAUUUUCUCUGAAUUAUAAUUUCAAAUUAAACUACAAUGAAAUUUUGUAUCAAUUGAAUCUCACCUUUGUUAUACUUGUUAACUGAAAAAGUUCACAAGUAACCAAACCCCUCUUGUAAUGUAUGUUGGUCUGAAUUUUCUGGUCUGUAAUUACUCUGGUGUUACCAUGAAAGUUUCGAGUUAAUAAAACAAGGUUGUAUGUGUAAAUUAAAUUUGUUUUUGGUGAUAAAACAUUUGCGCUGAUGUUGGAGUGAUCCAAUAAAUAUUGAUUUUCAGCCAUAUUCUUCACCUAUUAUUGUAUGAAAUACAAUUUUUGUGACAAUAUUUCAUGAAAUAAUGCAAGAAUCAAUGUAUCAUGUUAAAACUAGAUUAGUACACAAUGAAUGAAUGUAAUGAAGAUAUUAUGUAAAUGAUGUGUAUGUUAUGUUGAAAUAUAUAGUUCUUAAACUUGUUAGAGAUCUACAAAUUUGUUUUAUUGUAAUUUCAAAAUCCAGCACUGAUAGUG
Messenger RNA from Gryllus bimaculatus (two-spotted cricket), 3516 nucleotides. The record is from the annotation of a GenBank genome assembly. NCBI's taxonomy places the organism in Eukaryota, Metazoa, Arthropoda, Insecta, Orthoptera, Gryllidae.